AAAGUAACUUAGUUGCGGACAGAUCGGCCGUCUCCGCUUCGUGGUCUUUUUUGCUUCCCUCAUUCGGGGUUUUCGAAUUUCACUUUUGCGUUCUGUGGAAUGUUGGAGUAAGGUGCCUUUUGUGUGUGUAUAUAUUUGAUUUUCGCAACGCUCGAGAACGAUACCGCCUUGUUCGUAUCACGCAACAUGGCCUCCAUUUCGGAUCUGCAGGUGCGCUUGAAGGAGCUUUCGGCUGCUUUGGCUCAGAUACAGCCGCUGGUUGCUCGGUUAAAGGGCUUUACGACGGCGGUUGGGCAGGGUGAUCAGGCGAGGCUGGAAUUGGGGACGGAGAUACAUACUCGACUUAAAGAGGCGGAGGAGCAGUUGGAGUUGUUGAAGGUUGAGGUGGAGGGGUUGGAAUCUGGGGCGGAUCCUAGGCGGAAGGGUCUGGAUAGUGAGAAGGAGUCGGAGAGAGAGAGGAUCGUUGCCUUGGCGGGACGGCUGGCGGAGGAUUUGAAGAGAACGAGAGGAGACUUCCGGAACGCACAGUUACAGGCGAAGAGGAAUGCUGAAGUUGCCCGGCGCAAAGAGCGAGAAUUGUUGUUUACGAGGUCACAAAGUGCCGAGAGGAAGAAGCAGUCGACUGAAAAGUUGACUCAGGAUGAUAUUGUGGUGAACGCUUCGAAUGAUGUUACAGCUGCGCUGAGACGGACGCAUCAGUUGAUGCAGGCGGAGCUUUCGCGGAGUCAGUUCGCGCAGGAGACGUUAGAACAAUCGACUGCUGCCAUCUCUUCUUUGUCAGAAUCAUACACCGACCUUGACACCCUGAUCUCGUCGUCGCGCAAUCUCAUCGGCUCGCUGCUUCGAUCGCAAAAGUCCGAUACUUGGUACCUUGAGACGGCCUUCUACAUAUUGAUUGGUACGAUUGCUUGGCUUGUCUUCCGGCGGAUAUUAUAUGGUCCCAUGUGGUGGCUGGUCUGGCUGCCGUUGCGACUGUUUGGGAGGUUUACGUUUGCUAUUCUGGGAACAGUCGGGAUUACGAGCAAGGCUGUUCAGGCUUCUGAGUCUGCGACGGUGGUUGAAUACGUGCCGCAAGAGACGCCGAUAAUCGAACCAAAGGUGGAACCGAAUGUUCAGAGCGCUGACAGCGAAGCUGUCUGGGAUCAGGUUCCGGUUAUGGAUGAAGCGGAGGAGGACCGGUUGAUUGAUGAGAUCGGUGAAAUGGUGGAGGAGAGUGAGAAGCAGGAGGAGACGAACAUUGACGACAUCUCCGAAGAGGAAAGGCAGAGACAGGCGGAGUUGCCUCGGAAUCCCAAGAAGAGGAUGUUCGAGGCUACGGAUGUACCGCAGCAGAAGGACGAACUAUAGGUAGAUGACUAAUGUCUGAUGAUACUGCCAAGUGCAGGCGAUGUAUACCC
This is a messenger RNA of Aspergillus sclerotioniger CBS 115572, 1397 nucleotides long. Its product is annotated as putative protein transport membrane glycoprotein Sec20. The record is from RefSeq and is a predicted model, not a curated record. Bases 187 to 1347 code for a protein of 386 amino acids. Gene Ontology annotation, biological process: retrograde vesicle-mediated transport, Golgi to endoplasmic reticulum. The transcript is spliced from 3 exons. Gene Ontology annotation, cellular component: SNARE complex; endoplasmic reticulum. Gene Ontology annotation, molecular function: SNAP receptor activity. NCBI's taxonomy places the organism in Eukaryota, Fungi, Ascomycota, Eurotiomycetes, Eurotiales, Aspergillaceae.